Messenger RNA from Medioppia subpectinata, 1395 nucleotides. Lineage: Eukaryota; Metazoa; Arthropoda; Arachnida; Sarcoptiformes; Oppiidae. The record is from the annotation of a GenBank genome assembly.
AUGUUGACGUCUAACGCAACACUUGUUUCUUCCAUUAGUACAUCCACUAUCACCUCCACUAUGAGUACCACUACUGAAACCAACGAUCCCAGCCUCACAACCAACUGCUGUUUGUCCGGCAUUAUUGCAACUAAAGCCCCCGACAUCAACACCACUGUUGUCACUACCACCAUAGCUCCCACCACUACAAUAGCCAAAAGCCUAACCAACCUUGAUAUAACUGAAAUGGACGCAAUGACGACUCCGUCGCCCGACAAUUCCUCAACUGCAAACAGUUCCACAGAUGCUAAUGUCACAGAUAUGGUAACCACUACUACUAUCAAUCCAACCACCACUUCAGCGGACCCAACAACAAUCACAUUAACCACUGUCACAACUUCUGCCACUACCACCAAAAUUACCUUAAAACCCGCCUCGUCUCUUAUGAAGAUUGAAGACUUGGAUGAAUUGUUGGCAAAUCAGAUGUUAUUCGGAGACCCAAAACACUAUUACCCCGAAGAGGCGUCGGAUAUGCAGAAAUAUUGCAACGGUCAAAAGAAGUUGACGGUACCGUUUCUAAGUGGUGAGUUCCAAAGUCUGUAUCCCAACAAUCCGUUGGUCCAAAACGUGGGCAAAGUGUUGGCAGAAGAGGGGGCGGCAUAUAUUGCUAGAGCCUGUCAUCCGAAGAAUACAAAGGGAGGUCAGAGACUACAGAAGAAAUCGAUGGCCGCUAACAUGGCGUGCAGAGAGGCGAAGAGUCACCGAGAUGGCUUCAACGAGUUACUCACCGAAGCUGGCAGACAAGGCACUAAAAUUAAAUUGACCAGGCUUGCGUGUGUUUUAAACUUAUGGACGUCUAAAACGGUUGGAAUAUUUGCGGAAGAACUGGAUUUACGCGAUGAGAUCAAAGACUACGUGGAGAAGGGUUUCAACAAAAUAAUCAAGAUAUUGGAGGACGAGAUGAAGUUUAAAACGAUGCAACAAUAGGGGGCGGCAUAUAUUGCUAGAGCCUGUCAUCCGAAGAAUACAAAGGGAGGUCAGAGACUACAGAAGAAAUCGAUGGCCGCUAACAUGGCGUGCAGAGAGGCGAAGAGUCACCGAGAUGGCUUCAACGAGUUACUCACCGAAGCUGGCAGACAAGGCACUAAAAUUAAAUUGACCAGGCUUGCGUGUGUUUUAAACUUAUGGACGUCUAAAACGGUUGGAAUAUUUGCGGAAGAACUGGAUUUACGCGAUGAGAUCAAAGACUACGUGGAGAAGGGUUUCAACAAAAUAAUCAAGAUAUUGGAGGACGAGAUGAAGUUUAAAACGAUGCAACAAUGUGAUUUCUAUGGCUUCACUAAACUUGAUACAAUACCAUAUAAAUCGAUUCAAUUGCUUUUGCUUAGAGCCAUCAAUAAUCUUGCUAAACACUAA